Molecule: messenger RNA, 2518 nt
Organism: Vicugna pacos (alpaca)
Lineage: Eukaryota; Metazoa; Chordata; Mammalia; Artiodactyla; Camelidae
Gene: SLC32A1
Product: solute carrier family 32 member 1
Biological process (GO): amino acid transmembrane transport
Cellular component (GO): vacuolar membrane
Molecular function (GO): L-amino acid transmembrane transporter activity
Source: RefSeq, a predicted model, not a curated record
GCUCCGCCAGCCCCGCUGCCCGCCUGCCCGCCCGCCGGGUCGGCCCAGAGCGAGCCUCAGACACCAGCCGAGGGGGUCAUGAGCCAGUGCGCCCCGGGGCGCCGCCGGGAAAGCGAGCGAAGAUAGCGGCCUCGCGUCCCCCUGGCCCUCGCUGCCUUGCCGCGCGUCCCCCACGUCCCCAGCCCCUUCUGUCCUUUCCUCGGGUCCCGCCGCCACCAUGGCGACCCUACUCCGCAGCAAGCUGUCCAAUGUGGCCACGUCCGUGUCCAACAAGUCCCAGGCCAAGAUGAGCGGCAUGUUCGCCAGGAUGGGUUUUCAGGCGGCCACGGACGAGGAGGCGGUGGGCUUCGCGCACUGCGACGACCUUGACUUUGAGCAUCGUCAGGGCCUGCAGAUGGACAUCCUGAAAACCGAAGGCGAGCCGUGCCGGGACGAGGGCGCCGAACCGCCCGUCGAGGGAGACAUCCAUUACCAGCGCGGCGGCGGCGCGCCCCUGCCACCCUCGGGCUCCAAGGACCAGGCCCUGGGAGCUGGUGGCGAGUUUGGGGGCCAUGACAAGCCCAAGAUCACGGCGUGGGAGGCGGGUUGGAAUGUGACCAACGCUAUCCAGGGCAUGUUUGUGCUGGGUCUGCCCUACGCCAUCCUGCACGGCGGCUACCUGGGAUUGUUCCUCAUCAUCUUCGCCGCCGUGGUGUGCUGCUACACCGGCAAGAUCCUCAUCGCUUGCCUGUACGAGGAGAACGAGGACGGCGAGGUGGUGCGCGUACGGGACUCGUAUGUGGCUAUCGCCAAUGCAUGCUGCGCUCCGCGCUUCCCCACGCUGGGCGGCCGCGUGGUGAACGUGGCGCAGAUCAUCGAGCUGGUGAUGACUUGCAUCCUGUACGUGGUGGUGAGCGGCAACCUCAUGUACAACAGCUUCCCAGGGCUGCCGGUGUCGCAGAAGUCUUGGUCCAUCAUCGCCACAGCGGUGCUGCUGCCCUGCGCCUUUCUUAAGAACCUCAAGGCCGUGUCCAAGUUCAGCCUGCUGUGCACUUUGGCCCACUUCGUCAUCAACAUUCUGGUCAUUGCUUACUGCCUAUCACGGGCACGCGACUGGGCCUGGGAGAAAGUCAAGUUCUAUAUCGAUGUCAAGAAGUUUCCUAUCUCCAUUGGCAUCAUCGUGUUCAGCUACACGUCGCAGAUCUUCCUGCCUUCGCUGGAGGGCAACAUGCAGCAGCCCAGCGAGUUCCACUGCAUGAUGAACUGGACACAUAUCGCCGCCUGCGUGCUCAAAGGCCUCUUCGCGCUCGUCGCCUACCUCACCUGGGCCGAUGAGACCAAAGAGGUCAUCACGGAUAACCUGCCCGGUUCCAUCCGCGCCGUGGUCAACAUUUUCCUGGUAGCCAAGGCGCUGUUGUCCUACCCGUUGCCCUUCUUCGCUGCUGUCGAGGUGCUGGAGAAGUCGCUCUUCCAAGAAGGCAGCCGCGCCUUCUUCCCCGCCUGCUACGGGGGCGACGGGCGCCUCAAAUCGUGGGGGCUGACGCUGCGCUGCGCGCUGGUCGUCUUCACGCUGCUCAUGGCCAUCUACGUGCCGCACUUCGCGCUGCUCAUGGGCCUCACCGGCAGCCUCACCGGCGCCGGCCUCUGCUUCCUGCUGCCCAGCCUCUUCCACCUGCGCCUGCUCUGGCGCAAGCUGCUGUGGCACCAAGUCUUCUUCGACGUCGCCAUCUUCGUCAUCGGUGGCAUCUGCAGCGUGUCUGGCUUCGUGCACUCACUGGAGGGCCUCAUUGAGGCCUACCGAACCAACGCGGAGGACUAGAGCGAGUCCCGGCUGCACUCCCGCGCUCCCCUCCCCUCCCGACCAAUCCCAUCCCCACCAGCCCUGUGCGCCCUGCCGCCGCGCUUGGGAAGCCAAGCUUUAAACAUCUCUGGUUCCUAAUUUCUGAUUUUGGGGGUUGGGGGCGGGGGGGGGAUAGGGAUCCACAAUCCAUCGCGUCUGCGUUUCUGUUGUCCUUUCUUUUCCACAACACCCUGGUUUCCAGGAAGGCGAGGGCGCAUUUAUGGGCAGAGUAUUCUGUCCUUCCGGGAGAGGCCCCAACACUUUGAUCCCUGUCACCGAAAGGGGUGGGAAGGGAGGGAGAGGGGGCGCAGCUCCCAGGCUCAGAAACUUGACCUUGGGGUACACUUCAUAGCCAUCCGUGCUCGGAAUCUGCAACGUCCAGCCAUUUCCAGCAAGAGCGCUUCCCAUUUCGGAGACAUUUCAACCCUGCAUCGGGAAAGGCUGGCCGGGAAAUCCGUUUCGGGUGGGCGAUUUCCUUGCGCGAAGCCGGGAGGCAAGAAGCCGGGGCGGGGCCGGCUUGCUUGCCGGUUUUCAGGAACCCAAACUCAUCUUGUGCAAUUCAUCAGGUUGUGGAACUGUUCUACUGUGCGUGUGGUGUGCUCGUGGUGAAUAAGAUGAAAUGUAUAUCAGAAAAAAAUCUCUCUCUAAUUUAUAGUGCGGUGCAUAAUUAUAUCCGCAAAUAAAGAAGAAACAAAGGCA